Molecule: messenger RNA, 1179 nt
Organism: Drosophila teissieri
Lineage: Eukaryota; Metazoa; Arthropoda; Insecta; Diptera; Drosophilidae
Exons: 2
Coding region: 1-1179 (392 amino acids)
Molecular function (GO): metallopeptidase activity
Source: RefSeq, a predicted model, not a curated record
AUGACUCUGCAAGAGCUGGAAAGUGAUCAUGGAGUUGUCCUUGGAAAAUAUCUCGAGAUCGUAUUUGGUCGUCCAUUUCGACCAAAUUUCGUGGUGUUGGUGGAUUAUCUUGACUUUCUGGUAAAACUAAACCAACUUAUGACCUCCUUCGACCAAGAAACGGUGGCAAUCUAUAUGAUGAAUCUCUUUACCGACUUUACCAAAGCGUCGAGAUAUGUUAGAACCUAUCGAGACUAUGAUUUCGUGUGCGUCAAUGUUGUACAAUACUUAAUGAAAUCGGCCAGCUAUCUGCUUUAUGAAGAGCAUGUCCUGGGAACCAAGAAAGUCAAGGAGUACGAAAUGGAAGUUCAAAGGGUUUUUAAAGCGAUUCGAAAGCAGUUUAGACUGAGGCUAGAAACCAACCGUUUGAAUUUAACGACAUCGAAUAUAUUUUUACUUCGGAAUAUAUUGAGUUCCAUGACCGUUAGUGUUGGCAACGUACGUAGUAACCAGAACUAUCGUGGCCACUUAACCGAUCUUUACGCCGAUAUUAAUCCGGAUGAUGAUUUUCCAACCAUGCAUCUAAAGACCUUGAAGACGUUUACUCAAAUUGGGCUGCAGAAAUUGGACAACUUGGAGUUAACCGAACCUUAUCCUGGAUUUGGACAUGAACUUGCUUUGGUGCGAAAUGGAACCGCCAUCGUUGUUCCCUUUGGCAUUUUGGAGGAGCCCUAUUUUACAAUCCGUGGUCACGACGUAUUUAAGGUCAGCUUUCUGGGAUAUCUAAUUGCGGAGCAGGUGCUGUCGGCUCUAUUUCCGUAUCCAAAACUUCCGUUUACCCGUUGUCACAAAUACAACGAAUUGAUUGGAACAUUCGAUGAUCUCGGAAAUUAUGUGGACCAUUCGCCCUGCAUAAGCCCGCGCGAAACUGAAAUGUGGAACCACAAGGAUAUCCUCGUGGUGAUUUUGAAUCUGGUGCAAGAUGCAUAUUUCGCAUCCGGAUCGGAAUUUGAUCAGACCCAACCCAGCUUCACCGAUAAGACGCUGAAAGAGCUCUUCUACUUACAUUUCGCCCAGAAUAAACUGGAUAACUACUUUUACCAGAGCCAGGAUGUCAGUAAGCCUGCGCACAAUUUGUUGCUCAACAUUCCCAGUUUUGUAGAGGCCUUCAGCUGCAACGCAUCUAGUAAAGUUUAUUGA